AUGGAUGGGGCUGCUGCUAAAGUUAUUUCUGUACCAGAAAAAAUAUGGACAAAGGCAUUUCAACAUGAGACAACAAAAUGUGAUAUUGUUGAGAACAAUAUGUGCGAGAGUUUUAACUCUAGUAUCUUUGUUUCUAGGGAGAAAUAUAUUUGCAUUAUGUUAGAUUUAAUAAGGAGGGAUGUCACGAACAAGAGAAUUAAGAAUCACAUAUUAGUGCAUAAGUGGCCCCACAACAUCUCACCCAAGGCCAAAGAAUUGCUUGAAGUUAGUAAAUCUCAACAUCAUGAAUGUCACGUAUUCUUUUUUGGUGGUAAAGGUUAUGAAAUAACCCAAGGUAACCAUAGACAUACCGUUGAUCUUUUCAACGAAAUAUGCUCUUGUCGACUAUGGAAUAUAAGUGGCAUUCCGUGUGCUCAUGUUGUUCGAGCAAUUAAUUAUGCUAAUAAUGGCACUUUAGAAGAUUAUGUUUCUCAUUGGUACAAGAAAAAUGCAUACUUGAAAACAUAUUCAUUUGACGUAAAUCCUUUGAGGGGGGACAAGUUUUGGCAUAGUGAUUGUAACUUAAAAAUUUUACCGCCAAAAGUGGGAAGAUCAGCUGGUAGGCCUAAAAAGAAAAGAAGACGUGCUCCUGAAGAACCUAAAUCUCAUGGAAAAAUGUCUCAAAGAGAUAUAUUGAUGCAUUGA
Messenger RNA from Impatiens glandulifera, 684 nucleotides. RefSeq lists its product as uncharacterized. The transcript has a single exon. Bases 1 to 684 code for a protein of 227 amino acids. The record is from RefSeq and is a predicted model, not a curated record. Lineage: Eukaryota; Viridiplantae; Streptophyta; Magnoliopsida; Ericales; Balsaminaceae. Gene Ontology annotation, molecular function: zinc ion binding.